CACACAACACGCAAGAGAAGAGUCUGCCAGUGAAACAGCUCAGGUCAUGGUCAGCGCUUCACUUCAAUUAAUGCUUUUCUGAUUCACACACUUUCUGCCAUGGGGACUUACUCAGACCAGAGGGAAGCGUACAUGCAAAAUGGGCACACUGAAAACAGCAGGACAUCAGACUUCAUCCCUGAUAUGGAACUCCGGGAGGAAUGGCAGGAUGAGGAGUUUCCAAGACCACUUCCAGAGGACACACAUAGUCCUGGUGAUGAAGAGGAAAGUGCUGGAGCAGAGGGGAAAAAGCCUGUCCCUCCCACCAGCCUGGCCCUUACGGGUAAUACAGUCAGAAAGAAGCGACUAGUGGCACCGACUCUGAGUCUAACACUGGAUAAAACCUCUACUGACCGGAGCCUGAAAUCGGAUGAGUUUGAAGCUUCUGCCCUUUCACCGUCUCCUGAUGACGACCUAGACAUGGACAUUAACCUGGAGGCCUUAGAAACGCCCUCAGAUAGCGAGUCCUACAACUUUCCAGAAAGCAUGCAUGACUUGGAAUGGGAAGAUGAUCUUCCACGCAUGGGUAAAGCAUCGAUCAGAAAACCCAGUUUAUUAGAGCACGCAGAGAUGGGACACUUGGAGUUGGAUCAAGUAGACGAUUAUGGCCGACGAUGGAGGCAUUUCCAUAUUGGCGGACAAGACUAUCAAGUCAACAUGAGUGUUUUGGAGCCAUACCUCCAAGUACUCUCACACGGAGGGUACUAUGGAGACGGAUCGACGGCCAUCAUCAUGUUUACCUCCUGCUACCUUCCAGAAAACACAACAGAACACUAUGAGUAUGUGAUGGACAACCUGUUCAGGUACAUCAUUGGCACACUGGACUUGAUGGUGUCUGAGAAUUACAUUUUGGUGUAUCUGUGUGGAAUGGCUCCUCGCAAUAAGAUGCCUGGCAUUAAGUGGCUGCGACAGUGUUACAUGUCCAUUGACAGAAGGUUAAGGAAAGAUCUGAAAGGGCUGUUUGUGGUUCAUCCGGCCUGGUAUGUUAGAGCGCUCAUCACUGUCAUCAAACCCUUCAUCAGUGAGAAGUUCAGCAGGAAGAUGCGCUUCAUCCACAGCCUGCAGGAACUGGCAGAGUUUGUUCCUGUGGAGCAGCUGCAAAUCCCAGACUGCAUCAGAGAGUAUGAUACGCAGCUGAACAGGUGAAGGUGUUGCUGAUGGAGCGAGAUCGCUGGUGUUUAUACUGUACAGGUCACAUACAUGUGGGAUUCAGAACAGCCUGAGGUCAAUGGUCAAAGCUUUAGGGCAAAUGACAGAAACACAGUUUCCUAACAGACAGCACUCUUUGAGGAAAUACAAAACAGCCAGUGUUGUCCUUCAGAGAGCUGUGUGCAGCUGUGUGUGUCAGGAGAGAUCUCAAG
This is a messenger RNA of Danio rerio (zebrafish), 1400 nucleotides long. It is a transcript of the gene bnipl, whose product is annotated as BCL2 interacting protein like. The record is from RefSeq and is marked provisional. Lineage: Eukaryota; Metazoa; Chordata; Actinopteri; Cypriniformes; Danionidae. Gene Ontology annotation, cellular component: cytoplasm.